UUACGUUGGUAGACUUGGAGUGUUGGUGCGAUAUAAAUUAACUAACUUAUGAGACAACCCAUUUUGACGCAAAACAGCGAUGUCCGAUCAGAAGGCUUUGCCGCAAGAAAAUAGCCAUGCCGAUGGCAAUUUGGUGAACAAAUCCAAUAAAAAAGGCAAGAAGAAGAACAAGAACGCUGGAGGCGAUAAGAACAACCAGGAGGAUGCGAAUGCAGUCAACGAGUUAUCCUUGAAGGAAAUCCCGAACAAUGAGACUGGUCUCAAGAAGGAUGAGGAGACUACGACGAAGGUGGCCGGUGGUGAGGAGAACAAUGGUGAACAGAUGAAUUCUCUUGCGAACUUCUCGAUCAAGGAUAUCAGGGCUGCCAUGGAGAUGUUCUCGCUGGAGCAGAGGCCUGCGAAGACAACAGAGGAGGCUCUGUGCAAGUCUUAUCAGUUCUGGAAUACGCAGCCGGUGCCGAAAAUGGGCGAGCGGAUAAGCGCGAACGAGCCCAUCGAGGCGGAUAAACCGGUGUCGGAGAUCAGGGCGGAACCGUACAGUCUGCCAGCGGGAUUCCAAUGGGACACGCUGAAAUUGGACGAUCCGUUGGUGCUGAAGGAGCUGUACACUCUGCUGAACGAGAAUUACGUGGAGGAUGACGAUUGCAUGUUUCGGUUCGAUUAUCAGCCGGAGUUCCUGAAGUGGGCCCUGCAGCCCCCAGGUUGGAAGAAGGAGUGGCACUGCGGGGUGCGCGUGGUGAAAUCCGGUCGACUGGUCGGGUUCAUUUCCGCCAUCCCUGCCACGCUCAACGUUUACAAUAAGACGCAGAAGAUGGUCGAGAUCAAUUUCCUGUGCGUGCACAAGAAGUUGCGGUCGAAGCGAGUGGCGCCGGUGCUGAUUCGCGAGAUCACGCGGAGGGUCCAUCUGACUGGAUGCUUCCAGGCCGUCUACACUGCGGGCGUCGUCCUCCCGAAACCGGUGGGCACGUGCAGAUAUUGGCAUCGUUCUCUCAAUCCGAAGAAGCUGAUCGAGGUGAAUUUCUCUCAUCUAUCCAAGAACAUGACGAUGCAACGUACGCUGAAGCUGUACAAGUUGCCGGACAAGCCGAGGACUCCCGGGUUCAGGAAGAUGACCGGCGCCGACGUGCCGAAGGCGCACAAACUCCUCAGCCAGUACCUGAAGAAGUUCGAUCUGGCGCCGAAGUUCUCCGUGGAGGAGUUCCAGCAUUGGUUCAUGCCGCGCACCAACAUCGUGGACAGCUUCGUCGUGGAGAACGAUGGGGACAUCACAGACUUCGUCUCGUACUACGCUCUGCCCUCCACCGUCAUGCAUCAUCCGGUGCACAAGGCCCUGAAGGCCGCGUACUCCUUCUACAACGUUUCGACGAAGACACCGUGGCAACCGCUCAUGACCGACGCGCUCAUCUCCGCGAAGGACCUCCGCUUCGACGUCUUCAACGCGUUAGAUCUUAUGGACAACGAUCAGUUCUUGGAUCCCCUCAAGUUCGGCAUCGGCGACGGCAAUCUGCAGUACUACUUGUACAACUGGCGUUGCCCAUCGAUGGCGCCCAACAGGAUCGGACUCGUUCUGCAAUAGUUACACACAACACUCACACACAAUACAUAGACCGAACCAAGCAACACAAAUAGAGACAUACAAACAACAGCAACAAAAAGUAAAUUAUAAUACUUGAGGAGACGCAGCUGAGAGAAGAACAUAAACAUAAUAAUACUAUAAUAAUAAAUAAUAUGCAUAGGAAUAAAUAAGGAAACACCAAUUCUUGAAGGUUUUUGUUUUUGCUUUAGUUUCCUUCUUUGAUUUUUGUUUUUUUUUUGUUGUAGCCGUGUAAUAAUAAUAUAAACGUGAUUGAUUCUCACCUACAUUAUAAAAGUAUAAUCAAGAAUAACGUUUGUUUGUUGCAUUAAAAAAAAAA
This is a messenger RNA of Nicrophorus vespilloides, 1913 nucleotides long. RefSeq names its product glycylpeptide N-tetradecanoyltransferase. NCBI's taxonomy places the organism in Eukaryota, Metazoa, Arthropoda, Insecta, Coleoptera, Silphidae. Gene Ontology annotation, molecular function: glycylpeptide N-tetradecanoyltransferase activity. Gene Ontology annotation, cellular component: cytoplasm. The record is from RefSeq and is a predicted model, not a curated record. Bases 80 to 1576 code for a protein of 498 amino acids. Gene Ontology annotation, biological process: N-terminal peptidyl-glycine N-myristoylation. The transcript is spliced from 3 exons.